UUCCGUUUUGUGCUCAUUCGUCUUUCAAAAUUCGUCUCGAACGGUUCUCGGUUCGAAAUCCGUUGCCGUCGCUGAAAUCGGAAAAUGUGGAUAUACGAAAAGUAGCCAGGAACAGCGCGCUGCUGCUUGCGAAAAAUAAAAAUAAAUAAAAUCGCCGGGAAGCAUACCACCACUAAAGGAUGGUAGUUGGAUUUAACUGAAACAGUAACAACGAUCGUGUCGCGCACAACAAAAUAAAAAAAAGAAGAAAAGAAAAGAAAACAAACCAUUCCGUCUUUCUCGUCGCGUUCUGUACUCCCCAUCGUGUGUGUCCCGUGUUUUCGAGUGUUCGCCUAGUGGAGGCCCAAGAAAUAAUAUCCCGGCCUCGGCCGACUGAGAAUAGAAGUUGUGAUUUGGCUGGGACCGCAGAUUAACCGCCCGGAAAAGUGGCCCAGAGAAAUGUUUUCGAGUGCAGUGCGCCAGUGUCGAGUGCAUGAAUAAACGGCAGUAGCAAGCCAGCCAGCCAGCCAGCCUCUUCUCUUCUCUUUCCCACUCCCCCGCGGAGUCCUCCUCCUCUUCUUCUCUGUCCGGCUGUCCGGCUGUUGGCCACAAGCCCCCAAAGCCGCCAAGAUUAAGUUCUCAAAGCAGCACGCCCACCACGCGUACCGCCACACGGACAACAUCUACGACGGCGGCACGGACACGGACGACGACGAAUGUCCGCUGGAGGCGACCGCCAUGAAUCCCUACGAGUAUGAGUCCACGCUCGACUGCCGCGACGCGGGCGGCGGGCCCGCCCUGGCCCACGGCCACGCCCCCUCCCACCCGCACGCCCAGGGACGCACGCUCCCCAUGAGCGGCCACGGGCGGCCAGCGGCGGCGGAGCUGGGCGCCCACGGCAGCCAGACGCUGCAGCACCAGCAGAACCAGCAGAGCCUGCAGGCCGCCGCUGCCGCCGCCGCAGCGCAGUCGUCGCACUACGACUACGAGUACCAGCACCUGGCCCACCGUCCGCCGGACACGGCCAACAACACGGCGCAGAGGACACACGGCAGACAAGGCUUCCUCCUGGAAGGAGUCACUCCAACGGCACCCCCGGAUGUCCCGCCGCGUAAUCCGACAAUGAGUCGCAUGCAAAAUGGUCGUUUACCCGGUAACAAUCUCAAUGACGGUGACUUUGAGCCAUCCUGUUUGGUGCGAACGCCAUCGGGCAACGUUUACAUUCCCAGUGGAAAUAUAAACAUACACAAGAGCUCACCCAUCGACCUCAAGAGCGGCUCCGCCUGCUCCACCCCCACGAAGGACACGCUGAAGGGCUACGAGCGGAGCACGCAGGGCUGCAUGGGGCCUGUGCUGCCGCCGCGCAGCGUCAUGAACGGACUGCCCGCCCACCACUACUCGGCGCCGAUGAACUUCCGCAAGGACCUAGCCGCGCGCUGCUCCUCGCCGUGGGUGAGCGUGGUGGCCAUCUCGGCGCUGCUCGUCGGCGUGCUCAUGCUGAUCCUGCUGACCACCUUCGGCGGGCUGCACUGGACCCAGUCGGCGCCGUGCACCGUGCUCGUGGGCAACGAGGCCUCCGAGGUCACAGCCGCCAAGAGCACGAACACGGACCUCUCCAAGCUGCACAACUCGUCGGUGCGCGCGAAGAACGGACAAGGCAUCGGACUGGCCCAGGGACAAGCGGGACUCAGCGGAGCGGUCGGGGCAGGAGGCUCCGGCGGCGGAUCGUCGGCGGCAACCGUGACGACAGCCACCUCGAACAGCGGCACCGCCCAAGGACUGCAGUCGACGUCCGCCUCCGCGGAGGCCUCCUCCUCGGCGGCCACCUCGCAGUCCUCGCUGACGCCCUCGCUGUCCUCGUCGCUGGCGAAUGCCAAUAAUGGAGGAAGAGCAAUGUCAACGCAGCUGUCAGUCAGUGGAGCAGGAGAUAAAGGACGACGACAUCGGCGGAGCUUAAUCGAGGCACAGGACGAAAAUGAUGUGGCUACAGACGAAACUUUCGGCGACUUAAUUACAAGCGAAAGCCUCAACCAGCAGCUUGCCGAAAAGUAUUUGGCAACAACCCCGGCCAAAAGCCCGACAGACGUCGUCGAUAAAACUUUGCCCCGAAUCGAUGGAGUAUUGGGUCCCCAAGCGAGCGAGGAAGAGACCAGCGACUAUGUCUAUGAAGACGAGGUUGAGCCGGAGACCACCCAGCCGCCCAGCCGGAGACCCAAGACGUGGCAACAAUUUGGCAAAUCAUUAAACAGCUAUUUGCGCAGCGCUGCUAAAACACUGGUCAACAAGAAGAGGAAAUAUGACGACGGGGCGGAUGGGGAAGAGCACAUUAAGCGGGAGCUGGAGCAGGAGCUUCUCGAAGCGAUUGGGAUGGCAACGGAGUCGGAGACCAGCACAUUGGUUGCUGUUAUUGAUGACGAUAAUCAAAGUGACAACAGCAGCUCAGGCCCAACGCCGGAGACGACUCCAAGGAGUGACGCCGAUGACACUGUUGAAAUCAACACCACCCCCCCACCUGAGAACCCCACAGCUCAGAGCUCUUUCCCCGCCGCCUCGAGCCGGGCUGCCGUUGAAAAUGAUUUUCAAAUCAAAGGCACGGAGGCUGGGGGGUCGCAGACGGAGAAACCUGCCACUGAUGAUAUCAAUAAUGAGCGUGAUUUAGCUGACAACUAUGAGGUAGACACCCAGGAGCCGACAUCACCAGCCACUCCCCCACAAGACAAAGAUAAGGAGAAUAUGGACAGCAGCGGGAAGUCACCGCAAACGAAUCAAACGGAGCCGGAUUUAAUGAUGAGCGAUGCCUCGCACUUCGAGGAUAUAGAUAUCGUAAAACUAGACGGGGCUCCCAUCUCCCAGGAAGAGGAGGUUUACAAGACAGCUGAAAAGAAUAAACCCAAGAUGGACCUACCUCCUCAAGUAGAUGCAAGUGAAAACGAGGUGCUUAAAGAACAGGACAACGGCGAGGAGGUGCCUCUUCAUUUAAAGCCCCUUAAGCCCUACGUUAGUGAGCAGGUGGAUGUGCCGGGCAAGCGCAUUUUCCUAAACCUGACAAUAGCCACCGACGAGGGCAGCGACUCCGUCUACACACUCCACGUGGAGGUGCCCACCGGAGGAGGGCCGCACACCAUAAAGGAGGUGCUGACCCACGAGAAAGCGCAGAAUGGCCAGGCCGACAGCUGUGUUCCGGAGCCACCUCCCCGGAUGCCCGACUGUCCGUGCAGCUGUCUCCCGCCCCCAGCGCCUAUCUACCUGGACGACAGCGUUGACAUUGACUCUGACCCACCAACCGCGCCUCCGACCACCCCAGCUCCUCUGGAGAGGGCGACCAUUCUGAGCCAUGACCACAGCGAGGAGGACGAAGACGGGGUUGGGGAUGCGGAGCCAUUGGCUGCUCCAAGCACCGCUACUAACCCUCCGAGCACCGAGAUCGAUAACCACAUUGCCGCCACCCUCACUGAACCCACUUUUUCCGGUGCUAGUGGUGAACCGUUUGCAUGUCCAGAUGUGAUGCCAGUACUGAUACUGGAAGGAGCGCGAACAUUCCCGGCCCGAAGCUUCCCACCGGACGGCACCACCUUUGGCCAGAUCACUCUCGGCCAGAAGCUGACCAAGGAGAUCCAGCCGUACAGCUACUGGAACAUGCAGUUCUACCAAUCGGAGCCAGCCUACGUCAAGUUCGACUACACGAUUCCGCGGGGCGCCUCCAUCGGAGUCUACGGACGGCGCAAUGCCCUGCCCACCCACACUCAGUACCACUUUAAGGAAGUGCUUAGCGGAUUCAGUGCCAGCACACGAACGGCCCGGGCCGCCCACCUGUCGAUCACGCGGGAGGUGACGCGCUACAUGGAGCCGGGCCACUGGUUCGUCUCGCUCUACAACGACGACGGGGACGUGCAGGAGCUGACCUUCUUCGCGGCCGUGGCCGAAGACAUGACCCAGAACUGCCCCAACGGCUGCUCCGGCAACGGGCAGUGCCUCCUGGGGCAUUGCCAGUGCAACCCGGGCUUCGGGGGCGACGACUGCAGCGAGAGCGUGUGCCCCGUGCUGUGCUCGCAGCACGGCGAGUACACCAACGGGGAGUGCAUCUGCAACCCGGGCUGGAAGGGCAAGGAGUGCUCGCUGCGGCACGACGAGUGCGAGGUGGCCGACUGCAACGGGCACGGGCACUGUGUCAGCGGCAAGUGCCAGUGCAUGCGCGGCUACAAGGGGAAGUUCUGCGAAGAAGUUGACUGUCCGCACCCGAACUGCUCGGGCCACGGGUUCUGCGCCGACGGCACCUGCAUCUGCAAGAAGGGCUGGAAGGGACCCGACUGCGCCACCAUGGACCAGGACGCGCUGCAGUGCCUGCCCGACUGCUCCGGACACGGGACCUUCGACCUGGACACCCAGACCUGCACCUGCGAGGCCAAGUGGAGCGGCGACGACUGCUCCAAGGAGCUGUGCGACCUGGACUGCGGCCAGCACGGCCGCUGCGAGGGCGACGCCUGCGCCUGCGACCCCGAGUGGGGCGGCGAGUACUGCAACACGCGGCUGUGCGACGCCCGCUGCAACGAGCACGGCCAGUGCAAGAACGGCACCUGCCUGUGCGUCACGGGCUGGAACGGCAAGCACUGCACCAUCGAGGGCUGCCCCAACAGCUGCGCCGGCCACGGCCAGUGCCGCGUGAGCGGCGAGGGCCAGUGGGAGUGCCGCUGCUACGAGGGCUGGGACGGACCCGACUGCGGCAUCGCGCUGGAGCUGAACUGUGGCGACAGCAAGGACAACGACAAGGACGGCCUAGUUGACUGCGAGGACCCCGAGUGCUGCGCCAGCCACGUGUGUAAGACAUCCCAGCUCUGCGUCUCGGCUCCGAAGCCCAUCGACGUGCUGCUCCGCAAGCAGCCGCCAGCCAUCACGGCCUCCUUCUUCGAGCGAAUGAAGUUCCUCAUCGACGAGAGCAGCCUGCAGAACUACGCCAAGCUGGAGACCUUUAACGAGAGCAUUUUUUGGAAUUAUUUCAAUGCAAGUCGAUCGGCGGUUAUCAGAGGCCGUGUGGUCACUUCCUUGGGAAUGGGCCUGGUGGGAGUGCGAGUGUCCACCACCACGCUCCUGGAGGGCUUCACCCUGACCCGCGACGACGGAUGGUUCGACCUCAUGGUCAACGGCGGCGGAGCCGUGACCCUUCAGUUCGGACGAGCUCCUUUCCGGCCGCAGUCGCGCAUCGUGCAAGUGCCGUGGAACGAGGUGGUCAUCAUUGACGUGGUGGUUAUGAGCAUGUCUGAGGAGAAAGGACUGGCCACGACGACCACGCACACCUGCUUUGCCCACGACUACGACCUGAUGAAGCCGGUGGUGCUGGCCUCGUGGAAGCACGGCUUCCAGGGCGCCUGCCCGGAUCGCAGCGCCAUCCUCGCCGAGUCGCAGGUGAUCCAGGAGUCGUUGCAGAUUCCCGGCACCGGACUCAACCUCGUCUACCACUCCUCGCGAGCCGCCGGCUACCUGUCCACCAUCAAGCUGCAACUGACCCCAGACGUCAUCCCGGCCACGCUGCACCUGAUCCAUCUGCGCAUCACCAUCGAGGGCAUCCUGUUCGAGCGCGUCUUCGAGGCGGACCCGGGCAUCAAGUUCACGUACGCCUGGAACAGGCUCAACAUCUACCGCCAGCGCGUCUACGGAGUGACCACCGCGGUGGUGAAGGUCGGCUAUCAGUACACCGACUGCACGGACAUCGUGUGGGACAUCCAGACGACCAAGCUGAGCGGCCACGACAUGUCCAUCUCGGAGGUGGGCGGCUGGAACCUGGACAUCCACCACCGCUACAACUUCCACGAGGGCAUCCUGCAGAAGGGCGACGGCUCGAACAUCUACCUGCGCAACAAGCCGCGCAUCAUCCUGACCACCAUGGGCGAUGGCCACCAGCGUCCGCUCGAGUGUCCCGACUGCGAUGGCCUGGCCACUAAGCAGCGUCUCCUGGCUCCCGUCGCCCUGGCCGCGGCUCCCGACGGAAGCCUCUUCGUGGGCGACUUCAACUACAUCCGGCGCAUCAUGACCGACGGCAGCAUCCGCACCGUGGUGAAGCUGAACGCCACGCGCGUCUCCUACCGCUACCACAUGGCCCUGAGUCCCCUCGACGGCACCCUCUACGUCUCCGACCCGGAGUCGCACCAGAUCAUCCGGGUACGCGACACCAGCGACUACUCGCAGCCUGAACUCAACUGGGAGGCGGUCGUGGGCUCCGGGGAGCGAUGUCUGCCCGGCGACGAGGCGCACUGCGGCGACGGAGCCCUGGCCAAGGACGCCAAGCUGGCCUACCCGAAGGGCAUCGCCAUCUCGAGCGACAACAUCCUGUACUUCGCCGACGGCACCAACAUCCGCAUGGUGGACAGGGACGGGAUCGUGAGCACCCUGAUCGGCAACCACAUGCACAAGUCCCACUGGAAGCCCAUCCCCUGCGAGGGCACCCUCAAGCUGGAGGAGAUGCACCUGCGCUGGCCCACCGAGCUGGCGGUGUCUCCGAUGGACAACACGCUGCACAUCAUCGACGACCACAUGAUCCUGCGCAUGACUCCCGACGGAAGGGUGCGGGUGAUCUCCGGCAGGCCGCUGCACUGCGCCACCGCCUCCACGGCCUACGACACGGACCUGGCCACCCACGCCACCCUGGUGAUGCCCCAGUCGAUCGCCUUCGGGCCUCUGGGCGAGCUGUACGUGGCGGAGAGCGACUCGCAGCGGAUCAACCGGGUGCGCGUGAUCGGCACCGACGGCAGGAUCGCUCCCUUCGCGGGAGCCGAGUCCAAGUGCAACUGCCUGGAGCGCGGCUGCGACUGCUUCGAGGCGGAGCACUACCUGGCCACCAGCGCCAAGUUCAACACGAUCGCCGCCCUGGCCGUGACCCCCGACAGCCACGUGCACAUCGCCGACCAGGCCAACUACCGCAUCCGGUCCGUGAUGUCCAGCAUUCCGGAGGCGAGCCCUUCGCGCGAGUACGAGAUCUACGCGCCGGACAUGCAGGAGAUCUACAUCUUCAACCGCUUCGGCCAGCACGUCUCCACCCGCAACAUCCUGACCGGGGAGACCACCUACGUGUUCACCUACAACGUGAACACCUCGAACGGAAAGCUGAGCACCGUGACCGACGCCGCCGGCAACAAGGUGUUCCUGCUGCGCGACUACACCUCGCAGGUGAACUCCAUCGAGAACACCAAGGGGCAGAAGUGCCGCCUGCGCAUGACCCGCAUGAAGAUGCUGCACGAGCUGAGCACCCCGGACAACUACAACGUGACCUACGAGUACCACGGACCCACCGGCCUGCUGCGGACCAAGCUGGACUCCACCGGGCGCUCCUACGUGUACAACUACGAUGAGUUCGGGCGCCUCACCUCCGCCGUCACACCCACCGGCCGCGUCAUCGAGCUGAGCUUCGACCUCAGCGUGAAGGGCGCCCAGGUGAAGGUGUCGGAGAACGCGCAGAAGGAGAUGUCGCUGCUGAUCCAGGGCGCCACCGUGAUCGUGCGCAACGGCGCCGCCGAGUCGCGCACCACCGUCGACAUGGACGGCUCGACCACCAGCAUCACGCCGUGGGGCCACAACCUGCAGAUGGAGGUGGCUCCGUACACGAUCCUCGCCGAACAGAGCCCGCUGCUGGGCGAGAGCUACCCGGUGCCGGCCAAGCAGCGCACCGAGAUCGCCGGCGACCUGGCCAACCGGUUCGAGUGGCGCUACUUCGUGCGCCGCCAGCAGCCGCUGCAGGCGGGCAAGCAGAGCAAGGGACCGCCGCGCCCGGUCACCGAGGUGGGUCGCAAGCUCCGCGUCAACGGGGACAACGUGCUGACCCUUGAGUACGACCGCGAGACCCAGUCGGUGGUCGUGAUGGUGGACGACAAGCAGGAGCUGCUCAACGUGACCUACGACCGCACCUCGCGGCCCAUCAGCUUCCGCCCGCAGUCGGGUGACUACGCGGACGUCGACCUGGAGUACGACCGCUUCGGCCGCCUGGUCAGCUGGAAGUGGGGCGUCCUGCAGGAGGCCUACUCCUUCGACCGCAACGGACGGCUGAACGAGAUCAAGUACGGCGACGGCUCCACGAUGGUGUACGCGUUCAAGGACAUGUUCGGCUCGCUGCCCCUCAAGGUGACCACGCCCAGGCGCUCGGACUACCUGCUGCAGCACGAUGAUGCGGGAGCCCUCCAGAGCCUCACGACUCCCCGUGGCCACAUCCACGCUUUCUCGCUGCAGACGUCGCUCGGCUUCUUCAAGUACCAGUACUACUCCCCGAUCAACCGACAUCCCUUCGAGAUCCUGUACAACGACGAGGGUCAGAUCCUGGCCAAGAUCCAUCCGCACCAGUCUGGAAAGGUGGCCUUCGUUCACGACGCCGCCGGACGACUGGAGACGAUCCUGGCCGGACUGUCCAGCACGCACUACACCUACCAGGACACGACCAGCCUGGUGAAGUCCGUGGAGGUGCAGGAGCCGGGCUUCGAGCUGCGCCGCGAGUUCAAGUACCACGCGGGCAUCCUGAAGGACGAGAAGCUGCGCUUCGGCUCGAAGAACUCGCUGGCCUCAGCGCACUACAAGUACGCCUAUGACGGGAACGCGCGGCUUAGCGGCAUCGAGAUGGCCAUCGACGACAAGGAGCUACCGACCACGCGCUACAAGUACAGCCAGAACCUGGGCCAGCUGGAGGUGGUGCAGGACCUGAAGAUCACGCGCAACGCCUUCAACCGCACGGUGAUCCAGGACUCGGCCAAGCAGUUCUUCACCAUCGUGGACUACGACCAGCACGGCCGCGUGAAGAGCGUACUGAUGAACGUGAAGAACAGCGACGUGUUCCGGCUGGAGCUGGACUACGACCUGCGCAACCGCAUCAAGUCGCAGAAGACGACGUUCGGCCGCUCGACGGCCUUCGACAAGAUCAACUACAACGCCGACGGGCACGUGGUCGAGGUCCUGGGCACCAGCAACUGGAAGUACCUGUUCGACGAGAACGGCAACACGGUGGGCGUGGUGGACCAGGGCGAGAAGUUCAACCUGGGCUACGACAUCGGGGACCGCGUGAUCAAGGUGGGCGACGUCGAGUUCAACAACUACGACGCCCGCGGAUUCGUGGUGCGGCGCGGCGAGCAGAAGUACCGCUACAACAACCGCGGCCAGCUGAUCCACGCCUUCGAGCGCGAGCGCUUCCAGAGCUGGUACUACUACGACGACCGCAGCCGGCUGGUCGCCUGGCACGACAACAAGGGCAACACCACCCAGUACUACUACGCCAACCCGCGCACCCCGCAGCUGGUGACCCACGUGCACUUCCCCAAGCUGGGCCGCACGAUGAAGCUCUUCUACGACGACCGCGACAUGCUCAUCGCGCUGGAGCACGAGGAGCAGCGCUACUACGUGGCCACCGACCAGAACGGCUCGCCGCUGGCCUUCUUCGACCAGAACGGCGGCGUCGUCAAGGAGAUGAAGCGCACGCCCUUCGGCCGGGUCAUCAAGGACACCAAGCCGGACUUCUUCGUGCCCGUCGACUUCCACGGCGGCCUGAUCGAUCCGCACACCAAGCUGGUGUACACCGAGCAGCGGCAGUACGACCCGCACGUGGGCCAGUGGAUGACCCCGCUGUGGGAGACUCUAGCCACCGAGAUGUCGCACCCGACGGACGUGUUCAUCUACCGCUACCACAACAACGACCCGGUCAACCCGAACCGCCCGCAGAACUACAUGAUCGACCUGGACGCCUGGCUGCAGCUCUUCGGCUACGACCUGGACAACAUGCAGAGCAGCCGCUACACCAAGCUGGCCCAGUACACGCCGCAGGCCUCCAUCAAGUCCAACACGUUGGCACCCGACUUCGGCGUCAUCUCCGGCCUGGAGUGCAUUGUGGAGAAGACGAGCGAAAAGUUCAGCGACUUUGACUUCGUGCCCAAGCCGCUGCUCAAGAUGGAGCCCAAGAUGCGCAACCUGCUGCCGCGAGUCAGCUACCGCCGCGGAGUCUUCGGCGAGGGCGUGCUGCUCUCGAGGAUCGGCGGAAGGGCCCUGGUGAGCGUGGUGGACGGGUCGAACAGCGUGGUGCAGGACGUGGUGAGCAGCGUGUUCAACAACUCGUACUUCCUCGACCUGCACUUCAGCAUCCACGACCAGGACGUCUUCUACUUCGUGAAGGACAACGUGCUGAAGCUGCGCGACGACAACGAGGAGCUGCGUCGCCUGGGAGGCAUGUUCAACAUAUCAACCCACGAGAUCAGCGACCACGGAGGCAGCGCCGCCAAGGAGCUGCGGCUCCACGGGCCCGACGCCGUGGUCAUCAUCAAGUACGGCGUGGACCCCGAGCAGGAGCGCCACCGCAUCCUGAAGCACGCCCACAAGCGGGCGGUGGAGCGGGCCUGGGAGCUGGAGAAGCAGCUAGUGGCCGCCGGCUUCCAGGGCCGUGGCGACUGGACCGAGGAGGAGAAGGAGGAGCUCGUCCAGCACGGCGACGUCGACGGCUGGAACGGCAUCGACAUCCACAGCAUACACAAGUAUCCGCAGCUGGCCGACGACCCCGGCAACGUGGCCUUCCAGCGGGACGCGAAGCGCAAGCGCCGCAAGACCGGCAGCAGCCACCGGAGUGCCUCCAACCGGCGCCAGCUCAAGUUCGGCGAGCUGAGUGCGUGAGUGGAGGCGUUUAGAGAGCAGCUGGCAGCGAAGGCGGAGGCGGACAAGGAAGCGGAGCCGGAGCCGGAGCCGGAGCAGGAGGGAAGUGACAUGGCCGAAGAGGAGUACGGCGAGCAGGAGGACUACCUGAUUGCCGUGGGCAAGAAGGAGCCGAGGGACAGCGGCGAGGCACUGGACGAGCAGAUUUUGUAAUUAGGUGAAAUGCGCAACAGCGACCACAAGAAAAAACCCCAGCACAACACUCGAAGACACAACUCAAAACUCGAAACAGAAGAAAAGAAAUGAGAAAGCAAACGAAAACGAAAGCGAGCAUCCAACACACUAAUUAAUAUAAACUUUAAUCAUGCUUAAAGUUUAGUAUUAGCCACAACGCAACCCUCGAAUAACCGAAGAAACUUCUUAUAUGUACACAGGAACAGUACUAUGUAUGUUGAUGUUGAGUUUAGGCUAACAAUAGGCGUAUGUUUAGUCCAUGUGUGUAAUGUUUAAUGUAAUUUUUUAAUCAGAAUCAGUGUCCCCGCGAUCAGCCAGCUUGCCCUGGCAAGUAAUAGGGAGUUAUAUAGAUUGGCACAUUGGCCGAGCCGGUCGAAUUAGAUUGGCGCAGAUCGAGCCGAGUGAACAGAACCACUUCGGGGAUGGGAGUUUGGUCAAGAGCUGCCCAUUAGCCAGUUGCAUUACGAUGUCGAACGAAGAGUAUUACACAGCAAAUAUGCAUACGAUAAGUACAGAUGUUAAACUACAAACGGAAUAAAUGUAAAAAGAUUAAAGUUCUCUGUAGUAGCCCCUAGUCCUUGGCCCCAUGUCCGGCCCACUCCAUCGAAGCCCUUCUCACACGGCGACAGAAAUGUUGCCUACUGCUUGCCCUUCCCAAUUGCUUUGUGUAUAUAACAUCGAAUACUUUUCUAUCCUUUUACUAACCAAGAAGCGCGUAUUUAUCCUUUCAAAAAGCACUCUUUUUAGCGAAAUAGGUGUCUGAACCGAAUGCUCGAAUUUAAAUUUAUCAGAAGCGUCCUACUAUUUUCGAUGGCCAAGAAUCAAAAAGAAUUUUAUCAGCCCCUUCAAUGCAAAACAAUACUCUACCGACUCUUUUCACUCAUUUUAUAAUGUUAACUGUUGAAUUUAUUCAAAGAAAGAAUGCAUUAAAACCUUUUUACAAAUUGUGAUAUAUAUUUCUAAACAUUUCAUUUGACAACUUGAAGUGUGACGAACAAAAAUCGAAUUAACUCCAAUUGAACCGAAAAUGAAAAGCAACCACAUGUACUUUACUCAUUUUUUAAAUAUAGUCCUUUACGAUUAGUUUUUAUGCUGCAAUAUUUAGUUCUUACCGUUUGCCAUGUUAAUUUUUAAAAGCAAUACUGUUUUUAGUAAUGAACCCCACACGGGAGUGUCGCAUAGAGUUUAAUGUCUUUUAAAUUCCUUUUCUUUUUUUUUUUUAAUUACUGCAAGAUCGAUUGCUGCUUUUAAAAACCGUUCUGGACCCCUUCUAUGUGGCUGACAUUUUGUCGGUACUUUGUGUUUAUAAUUAUUAUUGAUCUAUUUAUAAUUGAAACUAAACUAUUGACUAUUGAGAUAUUAACUAGCAUAAAACUUAGUGCGCAUAACGUCUUGCGGAGAACUUAAACAUACCCCCUAUAACCAUAAAGAACACACCUUGUAUUAUAAACACCCACGCAUACAACUAAACAUAGGCAUAAGGAUUAGGCUAAAGACAAAGAUCGUAAGAACAGAAAGGAUUAGCACCUAACUAAAGUGAAAAUAAGCGAUUGAUUCUGUGUAGAGAGAGGGCAGAUUAGAAGAGUUCAGACGAUAACUGCGUAGUAAUUAGCUAAAGUGUUAGUAAUUUUAUUAAAUAAAAUUAUAAAUGAAAAAUGCAUAAACACUUAAACUUUAAAUUUAGGAACAUACUUCAUAAUCUGAAUUCGUUUAUUCAAAAUGUGAAUCUAGGGCUGUGUAAGGGUUUGAAAAAACUAACUUUUCAGGUCAUUACACAGAGUUAGUUUAUUCCAAAAGAACGAAAAUUGUAAAAAUCAGAAAACCGUAUAUGAAUGUGUAUGUAAUAAAAUUAAGCAGCAUUAUAUUAACCAAAAA
Messenger RNA from Drosophila ficusphila, 12690 nucleotides. It is a transcript of the gene Ten-m, whose product is annotated as teneurin-m. Gene Ontology annotation, biological process: motor neuron axon guidance. Bases 718 to 10602 code for a protein of 3294 amino acids. NCBI's taxonomy places the organism in Eukaryota, Metazoa, Arthropoda, Insecta, Diptera, Drosophilidae. Gene Ontology annotation, molecular function: protein binding. The record is from RefSeq and is a predicted model, not a curated record. The transcript has 12 exons.